Danio aesculapii is the source of this 981-nucleotide messenger RNA. It is a transcript of the gene tnni4b.1, whose product is annotated as troponin I4b, tandem duplicate 1. Gene Ontology annotation, biological process: muscle contraction. The coding region runs from base 46 to 591 and encodes 181 amino acids. The transcript is spliced from 6 exons. The record is from RefSeq and is a predicted model, not a curated record. Gene Ontology annotation, cellular component: troponin complex. NCBI's taxonomy places the organism in Eukaryota, Metazoa, Chordata, Actinopteri, Cypriniformes, Danionidae.
UCAUAAGAUUUAUAAUGUUUAAAAAUAUAUUUGGAGUGAUUAAGCAUGACUUUUAUUGCUUCCCAGAAAAAAUCCAAGUAUACUGCCACAAGGCGGCUGCUCUUAAAAACCAAAUUAAUGAAGAAGGCCACGUCUAUGCUGGCAGCUGAAAGAGAACAGAAUAAAAGAGAAAGAGAUGAUGCUCUAACCGAGAGGGUUUCUCCUCUUAAACUGUCUGGCAUGUCUGCGCAGGAGCUCCAGGAACUUUGCAAAGAGCUUCACCGCAAGAUUGAUGUCGUUGACGAGGCUCGAUAUGAUCUUGAAAUAAAAGUGGCUAAAAAUGAAAUCGAGAUUCAGACUUUGACCCAGAAGAUUUGGGAAAUGAAGGGUACAAAGCAACGAACCAAACUGAAGAGGGUCAAGAAGUCACACGACGCCAUGCUUGGUGCGCUGACUGAAUCCAAAAUGUCAUCCAAGGCCGAUUUCAAAGCCAAUCUGAAGACAGUAAAGAAAGAAGAAGAAAAGAAAGAAGAGGUGACCGACUGGCGUAAGAAUGUGGAGGCCAUGUCUGGAAUGGAGGGCAGAAAGAAGCUGUUUGAUGCUGGACAAUAAAAAAACAACAAAGUAACACAAUCAAUAUGAAGACAAGAAGGCUCCCAACACACAUGGUUUGACGCAAGAAAAUCCAAACCUAACAAAAAUAUGUUUCUUGUUAUAACUAUUAAUGUCAACCAAACACCGUUUAUACUGUUCAUAAUGUUUUUGUAGUCAACCUUUGAACUUAGUAUGUCUUUACCAAUUCUUGUGCUUUGUUGCAAUAUGUAGACAGAAAUGUUUACAUCUGAAACAAUAGUUUAUGUUUUGUGUAGUGCUGGAAAUGAGUUGUACUGUGCUGUUCAGGAAUAAAAUAUGUCAGAUUUUGUAACACCUUCUGUGUUACUGGAAGUAAAAUCUGCAAUGUAAUGGCAUUCCAAAAAUAAAUGACCCCAUUCGACAAAAGAA